AUGGGCCGCCGCAGAGACCACAACCGUGAGGCGGCCGGCGGCCGGGCGCUCAAUGGCGAGGAUGUCAAAGCCGAGUGGACCCGGGCUGCCGAAAGUGCACCGGGAAAGAUGCGGCGAUGGGAGGGCCUGGCGGCCUUGGCAGAGGCCGUGGACCUGGUGGCGAAGGAGGCCUGGGAUGAGAGCACCUUUCGGACCUCUGCGCCGGGCGGGGAUCUCUACACGCAGUGGCAUCGCAUCUUUGCGCACGGGACUCUGCCAGAUGGUCAGCAGGGUGCCAUUGAGCUUCAUUGGUCCGAGGAGGACGGCUAUGGACACAAAGUGAUUUGGGUGCGCGGAUGGGUGGGGCCCAAGGCUCCCGAUGAUUUCACAACUACCCGUGUGAAGAGAGACUACAUCUUCAGCAAUUCGGAGUGUGGGGUUCAAUGA
This is a messenger RNA of Symbiodinium natans, 426 nucleotides long. NCBI's taxonomy places the organism in Eukaryota, Dinophyceae, Suessiales, Symbiodiniaceae. The record is from the annotation of a GenBank genome assembly.